Coturnix japonica (Japanese quail) is the source of this 3766-nucleotide messenger RNA. It is a transcript of the gene PRTFDC1, whose product is annotated as phosphoribosyl transferase domain containing 1. Gene Ontology annotation, cellular component: cytosol. The record is from RefSeq and is a predicted model, not a curated record. Gene Ontology annotation, molecular function: hypoxanthine phosphoribosyltransferase activity. Lineage: Eukaryota; Metazoa; Chordata; Aves; Galliformes; Phasianidae. Gene Ontology annotation, biological process: purine ribonucleoside salvage.
GCUCCGCCCAGCCGCAGCCUCAGCCCCUCGGGCGGGCUCGGAGGAAGAUGGCCGGGCACGGCGGGAGCAGCGAGGCGGCGCGGGGAGGCGGAGGCCGCGGCGUUGUGAUUUCAGAUGAUUGGCCUGGAUACAGUCUGGAUUUGUUCACUUAUCCACAGCACUACUAUGGAGAUCUGGAAUAUGUGCUUAUUCCUCAUGGCAUUAUUGUUGACAGGACAGAACGACUGGCUAAAGAUAUUAUGCAAGACAUUGGAGACAAUGACAUUGUGGUUCUCUGUGUACUCAAAGGUGGCUACAAGUUCUGUGCUGACCUUGUGGAGCACAUUAAAAAUCUCAGCAGAAAUUCAGAAAGGUUCAUCUCCAUGAAAGUUGAUUUUGUUAGACUGAAAAGUUACCACAAUGAUCAGUCAAUGCAAGAUAUGCAGAUAAUGGGAGGAGAUGAUCUUUCAAAGCUGACUGGAAAGAACGUUUUAAUUGUUGAGGAUAUUGUUGGAACUGGAAGGACUAUGAAGGUUCUGCUUAAUCAUAUAGAAAAAUAUAACCCAAAAAUGAUUAAAGUGGCGAGUCUGUUGGUGAAAAGAACAUCUUGGCCUGAUGGGUACAGACCGGACUAUUAUGGAUUUGAAAUUCCAGACUUAUUUGUGGUAGGUUAUGCCUUAGACUACAAUGAGUACUUCAGAGAUCUGAACCACAUAUGUGUUAUCAAUGAUCGCGGAAAAGCAAAAUACAGAGUCUGAAGCAGUGACACCCUCACUAGAAGAUUUGUAAGCUCAGAGAAGCAGAAAUUGGACUGCAUUUCUUCAAGCAUCUCUCAGAAGAGAAGUUCAACUCACUCCAGUUUCUGUGAACUCAGUGUAGGAAGGGAUUUACUCUAGAGAUACUGAUGAAUAUAUACAGAUGUGAGUGUUCCUAUCUAAAAUCUGAAGUAGACACUGGAAGUUGUUUUUGGUACUAAAAUUAUGGCAUGAUUUCUUUUUUCCUAAUAAUUUGUCUCAGUUUACUGUGAGUGCAUCUUCUUUGUGCAGUCCAUCAUUCCAUCUAUUACAGUUAAUGUACUUCACACUGUAUUCAUAAUGUGCUGUGAAAAAUUGUUCAGAAAUGUCAUUAUGUGCAUUAAGGUUAUUACAGAGACUUUUAGGAACUUCAGCAUCCAUGUGAUCUUGGCUGGAUAUGCUGCUACCAAACUGAAAAUGUUAUUUUGAUUUAGUUCCACAAUUCAGAAGUUUCAGCUGACGCUGUGUGUUGUAUGACUCCUGAUAGUCCUUACUGCUGCUUUCAAACCGAUGUUCUAACCCUCAGAAUGCACUGAAUUAGAGUGUUGGUACAAAAUGGACUUUUGCAAGACACUGUUGAUCUGAGCUUGGAAGAUGUCUUGCUUGCAUAGAUCUUAUCAGUUAAAUGUGCUGAAUUUUAACCAAGAGGAAACAACACCAGACAGGCUUCCAUUUCUGUAUUCCAUCCUUUGACUUCUGUAGUACACAAGCAAGUGAAAAAAUUAGUAUAGUGUUCUGUGUAUAUUUUCUUAAUUAAACCUCACUAAGCAACAAAAGUUUAAUGUUAAACAAUAAUUUCAGUGCCAAUUUGAUUGUCUUGGCUUGUCUGAGCUGAGACUUUGUGAAACUAUAUGUCUUCUGUAGGGAAUACAGAUCUGACAGUGCUGAAAGCUAGUGUCAGAAAGGAAAAAAUGUGCAGGAGAACACAAGCCACAAGUUAACCUGUGAAUGCUGCAGACUCCAUAGGUUCCUUCUUUCCCUUGCACAUCAUGUUGGAAGAAGUCUGUUAGUUUACAUGCUGUAUUUAAAUGAAAAAAUUAGUUCUGUGCUGUAUACAGCAGUUCUCAAUAACGUCCUGAGGGAAGCAAAUGUAAGGAGCUCUGUACCAACAGCUUUACUCUGAACUGUAAGAGGUAUGUUCUUAUCAGCUUAGGUUUCCUUUAAGUUAACACAGAUACUGUAAGAACUCUUGUUACAAUGCACAGUUGUUUAUUUUCCUGCUUGAGUAUAUUUUGCAUAUCCCAUAAAAGUUCUUCCAAAAUAUGCAUUCAAUUGUUAAUCUGAAUGUACCUUAUGUAUGUAUUCUGUCACUCAUAAUCUACUUCUACUUGGAUAAAAUACAUGGUGUUAAUGACAUGAAGUGAGAUCGAGGAAUUACUGAUUGCUAGAUUAAUGUUUUAGACCUUUAUUCUUUACUCUUUUGGCCUAUGUUUUGUAAAGUUUUCUCUUGAAAAGCUUUCCUUCAUAGAAUAAUGUCCUGCUUUAGAGAGGAAAGCACACCCACACCUCUGGUGGAAGGUGUUGAAAGGAGUUUCUUUUUUCUUUUUAUGAGAGUUUUACUUAAUGUUUCUGUUUUCCACGGAUUGGAACGUGGUGCAGGCAGACAUGCUUAGCGCCUAACAUGGGAGAUCCCUGAGAUUUUUGUGUCCUUUUAUCAUCUCAUCUUAAAAAGGUGCACUCCAGUUCCUUUUGCUGCUAUGAUCAGCCAACAGCAACAACAACAGAAGAAUGUAACAGGUGAAUUAGCAUGAAAUUAGUGGGAAAAUAUGGAGUGCUGUCGAUGCACUUCAUUCAGACUUGGUCAAAGUUGUUUCAUUGAAAGAUUCAGGUUGUUAAAAUCUACGUACCCAACAAAAAAUAACUUAAUUAUAGAAAAGAUAAGGAGAAACUGGAAUGUUUAUUCAAGUUAAAUUAAUUUCCUCCUGCCAUCAUAUUUUAAACAUGGUGAUAAAACACCAUAUGAAUUUCAGUAGUGAAUUUACGUGUGUAAUUAUACUGUGAAUAAGAGGUGUUUUAUAUUUCUAACAUCAUAUUUGAAUCUUCUACCCUUAUAGGUAAAAGCACGUCCAGGCAGUGGGUCAUUAUGCAUGUAUGUCACAUUAAUGCUGAGUUUAGUUUCUCCAUUCUGUUCAGAUAGUUAAAAAACAAAAACAACAUAAAAAUCUUACUAUUUCCCAUGGCUGUUUCACAGCUUAAUAAUAGUGUUGGUUCCAUGUGUCACAUGUGUCAGUGUUCCUGAACUGAAAGGCCACUCAACAUUUUCUCAGUUGCAGUUGAACCCUAUGACCCACAAAGCAAUGCAUUAUUUUUUUUUAAAUCAGUUCUGUAACAUCUGUUGCUGAAGAAGAGAGGAUGUUCUUCACAAUCAGUUAUUUUUCUGGACAUUGUGUUCAUGUAUUUGGCAGGCAUCCAUUUGUAUCUCAGUUUUUCUUCUCAUGCUCUCUAACACCAGCAUCCUUCCCCUACCCAUUGAAUACAAAUUAACAUGGGCAGUUAUUUGCUUUGAAGCUAUGUAAAUGUUUCGUAGUCUUCGGUCUUCAGAUUUCAUUCAAUUCAAUCAUGCUUGUAUCUGGUCCAGUUCCAAAAUAUCUGAAAGUAAAGGAAUUUGAAAUAACCUGAAUGGUAUGUACGUAGUUAUUAUUUUUUUCCAAGCAUGCUGCUGCAUGCUUGUAUUUGCAGUUGAACUAAGCAGUAAAUAGUGCCUGGCUUUUUUUUUGGACUGCUUACUAUUAAGGGUGUAUUUCCUGAACAUAGUGUGUUAAACCUUAGAAGGAUUUUUGUAAUUACAUUACUAGGUGACAUUCAGGUGUUUGCUAAAACAAACAAAAACGUGUAUGUGGUAUUCAGAACAGCUUCUGACCUGGGAAGGAGUCAUGUCACCACUCUGCACACAAUAAAAUGCUGAACUUGAAGAUGUACUUAUGGCACGAGUCAUCUCUACUGCUCUGUAGUGAGAAUAACAUUUGUUGGAAUAAAAGUACUGGAAUUUUAAA